Phalaenopsis equestris is the source of this 811-nucleotide messenger RNA. Its product is annotated as beta-glucosidase BoGH3B-like. The record is from RefSeq and is a predicted model, not a curated record. NCBI's taxonomy places the organism in Eukaryota, Viridiplantae, Streptophyta, Magnoliopsida, Asparagales, Orchidaceae. The annotation marks the transcript as partial. Gene Ontology annotation, biological process: glucan catabolic process. Gene Ontology annotation, molecular function: beta-glucosidase activity. The transcript has 4 exons.
UGAGUCGGUGUAUAAAUGUGGAAGUUUAGGCAGGUAUGAAAUAUGUAAGUACAUAAGAAUUGUUGUCUACAUAUGUAAAAGUCCCCCAUUUUUUUUCAAAUGCAGGCUCCUUAUUUUCUUUAUUCUGAGAAUUAUGAUAGCCGAGCUAAAUUUUUCUUCAGGUAGCGUAUUAAGUGGCGGGGGGAGUGUGCCUGCUCCCCAGGCAUCGGCAGAGGCUUGGGUGAAUAUGGUAAAUGAUUUUCAGAAGGGUGCUUUGUCAACACGUCUUGGAAUUCCAAUGUUAUAUGGAAUUGAUGCAAUUCAUGGCCAUAACAAUGUUUACAACGCAACUAUAUUUCCUCACAAUAUUGCCCUUGGUGCUACUAGGGAUCCUGAACUUGUGAAGCGGAUUGGUGCAGCAACUGCUCUUGAAGUGAGGGCUACAGGCAUUCCUUACACAUUUGCUCCAUGCAUUGCAGUUUGUAGAGAUCCUAGAUGGGGUAGGUGUUUUGAAAGCUAUAGUGAAGACCACAAAAUUGUCCAAGCAAUGACUGAGAUAAUAACUGGUCUACAAGGAGAUGUCCCUGCAAACUAUAGAAAGGGCACUCCCUAUGUUUCUAAAAAUGACAAGGUUGCGGCCUGCGCCAAGCACUUUGUUGGCGAUGGUGGGACUCAAAAGGGUAUUAAUGAGAACAAUACCCUCAUCAAUCGCCCGGGAUUAUUAAGUAUCCACAUGCCCGCAUACUAUAGCUCGAUCGUCAGAGGUGUUUCGACAAUCAUGGUGUCGUACUCUAGCUGGAAUGGGGUUAAAAUGCAUGCUAAUCAUGAUAUG